UAAGUAACAAAAUGCCAUCGAAACCUGUAUAUAUUGUUCAGGAGAGUCCAGCCAAUGCUUUGGCUCUUAACAAAGAUAAUACUCAAGUUGUUAUUGCUGGACGAAAUGUUUUCAAAAUAUUCUCAGUAUUGGAAGACAAAUUUGAAGAAGUAUAUAAUUUAAGAGUUGGUAAAAAUUUAAACUUAAAUUUUUCCUGCAAUGAUGUUACGUGGAAUCUAAAUGAUGAUCACUUGAUAGCAACAGCAGCAACAAAUGGUGCGGUAGUAUUGUGGAAUUUAAACAAAGUAACGCGGUCCAAACAGGAACACGUAUUUACUGACCACAAAAGAACAGUAAAUAAAGUAAGCUUCCAUACAACAGAGCCAAUGUGGCUGAUAUCUGGUUCCCAGGAUGGUACGAUGAAGUGUUUUGACAUACGUAUCAAAGAAGCCGCCAAAACUUUUUACAGCAACACGGAGUCUGUGAGAGACGUUGAAUUUUCUCCACACCAGCAGUAUACAUUCGCGGCGGUGUCAGAGAACGGACAUGUCCAGCAGUGGGACAUGAGGCGUCCAGAUAGGUAUUUUCAGCACUUCACAGCUCACAGCGGGCCUAUUUUUGCAUGUGAUUGGCACCCGGAGAACCAGUGGCUUGCCACUGCGUCGCGAGACAAAACAAUUAAAAUCUGGGACCUUACUCAAAAGCCGACCUGCGAGUUCACUAUUCACACAAUUGCUUCCGUAGGUAGAGUAAAAUGGAGACCACAGAGGAAAUUUCAUAUAGCGAGCUGUGCGCUAGUUGUUGACAGUAGUAUAAAUGUAUGGGACAUUCGCAGACCUUAUAUACCGUUUGCGAGCUUUAAUGAGCACAAAGACGUCACUACUGGUAUUGCCUGGCGAGGCGAUCCUCAUUCAUUUAUAUCAACCAGUCGUGACUGCACGUUGUAUCAUCACGCCUUCCAAGAAGCUAGUCGUCCGGCAAAUCAAGCAAAUCCUCAGGGCCUUGAUAUCAAUCCUUACUGCGAGGUCGGUUUUGCGAAUAAAGUUAAUACUAAUAAUAAUACCAAUGCAGCUGCAACACUUAAACAUGUGACUACUCCAAUGAGAAAGUCUCAAAAAAAUAGUGAUUCUUUUUGUUCAGCAAUGAGCACUGUCCAAAGAUUUACUCUAGACACUACUAAAGAGUCUAUUUGGUUUGUAUACUGCGCCAAAAAAUAUAUGUUAAACGGAAGACUGAAUGAUAUUUGCGAUCACAAUUCCAAAGUUGCUGCCGAUGGUGGGCGUAUUGAUAUUUGCUACGUCUGGAAAAUUAUUAAGUCUUUUUACGCAGACCCAUUGGAAAGUAUUCCUAAAAAUAUUCCGGAUAAAGAUGAAAUUUUAAAUUUAUCUCAAAUGACUCUUAAGGUCACUGGUGUGGAACCGAGUAACGCCCAUGAAAAUGAAGUUAAGUCAUUGCAGGGAGACGGCUUAGGUGGAGUAAGUGGAGGAGAUGAUGAGACUGAGACUGAUGAGAUGCCAGAAAAUUUAAAUCCACUUGGAAAUAUUUCUACGGAAUAUAAAAAAUCUUUAAAUGGAUUCAAACGCAAGCCGAAAAGUGAUUUUAUUUUCGGAGAAUUUGAGUUUGACUCGCUGUCAAUGGAGUACAAUGCGGAGGACUACAUUGAUAAUACAAUCAAUGACAGUGACUGGUCGUUGCCAAAGGAAGCGUUUCCUUUGAGACACGAGAUACAGGAUAGAUCACCACCGCCUGAACAGUUCUCCAAUCCUGCGGACAUAAAUGAUGACUCGGGUUCGGUAACUGUUGAAGAUCAACCUUGCCAUCUUAUUGUUAACUCUGUUCCUAAACCAAAACUUUUUGAUCACACGCCGCUCGUUGAAGCAGCCCUGAUGCACCAUGUAUCGAUACGUGAUGUACAGACAUCUGUUUCUAUUUUAAUGGCCCUGGGAAGCUUUAGAAAAAGUCUCAAUAUUUCAACAGCUAUUCAAGAGAGCUGGUUACUUGAGUACAUAGAUCUGUUGGGCAGAUUUAAACUCUACGAUGUUGCUACUCAGAUUAUUCAAAAUGCUUGGAUACCAUCAAUAUCACAAUUAAAUCAACAAUCAACAACAAUUCAUGCCAGUUGUACGACUUGUGGGAAAGCUUUUCCACCGACUACGUGGUUCUGUGAUCAAUGCAAUAAGUCUAAAUUAUCUUUGUGUUCAAUUUGUCAUCAGGUGGUUAGAGGAUUGUACACCUGGUGUCAAGGAUGUACUCAUGGCGGACAUAUAAAACACAUGGAAGAUUGGUUUCAAAAUAGUAGACAAUGUCCGACUGGUUGCGGUCAUAUGUGUGAAUAUAUUUGAUGACUGUAAAUUAUUAGAAAAAUGUUGUUAUAAUUUUAUUUUCAGUGUGGCGUUUACAUUUAUACAUAAAACGAUUUUUAUUUAUAAUUUUAAUGGCAUAAGGAUAUACAUAUACAGACAUAUAUGUAUAUUAAUAUAAAUACCGAAGAUUUCUAGCCAACUAUACAAAAGUUAUUCAUUUUGCACCAACUGUUAGAGGGCAAUAAAAAAUUUUUUUAUUUAAAUUAUAAAAUUCGUUUGAUUUUUUUUUUGUUUCAAGGGUACUCAAAAGGCACGACCAUCCACUAAAGUACAAAAAUAUAAAACCAAAUAUUUUAUACAGUCAAUUCUUUUGAGCAGCUCCCAACUUUUUUUUUAAGUUACUAUUUUAAUAGUAGUUUAUAGUUGUAAUUAAAUUUAAGGAUGUUGAUUUUUACACACAAGUGCAUCACAGAAAUUACGCUAAUUUUUAAAAAAUAACUGCAGUUAAAAUUAUCAGUCAUGGCUGCAGUAGUAAAGUAUUUUAAUAAUAUUAUCAAACAAUAAUUUAUUUAUAGAGCUAAGCAACAAAUUAAACAGACAGUAAGUCUAACAUAACGGAGCAAUAAAUAUGUUUAUUGCUUUACAAUAUAUACUUGAAAUUUUUCACGACAUGUUAAGUGCUGAAAUUAAUUAAAAAAUUAAAGGUCAACAAAUAAAAAUCUGCAUUGUCUUAAUUUAUAAAUUAUUAAAAAUUAUUUUUUAUUUCAAUUAGAGUAAUUUACAUAACUUGUUAACUAACAAGAAUUAUUAACGAAAAUUAAAAAUUAACUGUCUUUUUAAUUAUAUAAUACCGUAUAAAAUUAAUUUAUAAUAAAAUACUCCAAAUUAUAUUACUAUUAAUUAAAUACAUUAUUUAUAAAUAUAAUAAAAAAUAAUUUCAUUUUUAAACAAUUUCAGCACUCAGAGGUAAUGAAUAAUGACGUUACUUAUGAUUUGUGCAUUAAUAAAUGUCUGAGUUGAAAUGUAACAUUAAGUUAAAAGUUAAUAUUAUAAAAUAACAAGGAAAAAUUAGUGUAUGCGUGUAUUCAAAGCACCGGUGCUCUGUUUUUAAAUCUGAACUAAGCGAUUAAUAUAAAGAACCAUUUUUAACAUUGAGAAGUAAAAUUAGGAACUAUUAAUUGUACAAUUAUGAAUAAUAUUUAAACGCGUGUAAAGAACAAUAAGCGACUGUAUGUUGUUGUGUAACAUUAAUAAUAAUUUAUUUAUAUAAUAUAAAAAAAAAAUUUGAUCUUGAAUCAAGUCGUGUAGUAGGUCCCUCGAGUUAUAUUGUAGAUACAGUCAUAAAGAUGAAAAAUAGUGUCAACACUUUAUCGCUGUAAAGGGUUUGAGAACACCAGUAUGUUAUACAAACGCAUUUAGUUGGACGUAAAUAUACACUAUAGUAAUAUUAAUGUAUUAAUAAUUAAACCUACUUUUGUUUGUUUUGUUUUAAAUCAUAGAAAACUAUAAAGUUGCCUUCGGUUCGUUAGAGAAUAACACAACACCGUUUGUUGUUUUUGCGCUCAGCACCCUCGAUUUUAUUUUCUUGGGCUUUACGCGCUGCUAUGGCGCGCAUCAAGUCGAAAAACACCUGAAAUAAAUAAUUUUAUAGACUGACAUCGAUUUAAAUUAUCAGAGUUAUUUUAAGAAAUGAAUCACACACACAGUAAGUAUAAAAAACACAAAACA
Messenger RNA from Cotesia glomerata, 4010 nucleotides. It is a transcript of the gene Wdr24, whose product is annotated as GATOR complex protein WDR24. Gene Ontology annotation, molecular function: protein binding. Gene Ontology annotation, biological process: positive regulation of TOR signaling. Bases 12 to 2321 code for a protein of 769 amino acids. The transcript is spliced from 5 exons. NCBI's taxonomy places the organism in Eukaryota, Metazoa, Arthropoda, Insecta, Hymenoptera, Braconidae. The record is from RefSeq and is a predicted model, not a curated record.